Molecule: messenger RNA, 1826 nt
Organism: Xenopus tropicalis (tropical clawed frog)
Lineage: Eukaryota; Metazoa; Chordata; Amphibia; Anura; Pipidae
Gene: spring1
Product: SREBF pathway regulator in golgi 1
Biological process (GO): positive regulation of SREBP signaling pathway
Cellular component (GO): Golgi membrane
Source: RefSeq, marked provisional
CACAUCUUCUUUCUAAUGCAGUGACUAGAGAAGCGUCAUAUUUUAGAAUGGUUCUGUUCGUAUCUAUGCUUUGGAGAAAGAUCCUGAGAAAGAGAUGGGUUCUUGGCGUGGUUUUCGGCCUCUCCCUCAUUUAUUUUCUCACCAGCACCUUCAAGCAGGAAGAAAGAACUGUGAGAGACAGAACACUUCUUCAAACAGAUCAAGAUCAGAACAUCCAGUGGAAAGUUCAAUUCAAUUUAGGAAACAGCAGCCGCAUAAGUAACCAGUGCCGAAACUCUGUGCAAGGCAAAUUGCUCAUUACAGAUGAUAUGGGUUACAUUUGUGAACGUAAAGAGCUCUUAGCAAAUGGAUGCUGUAACAUAAAUGUGGCCAGUACUAAACUGUACAGCUGUGAAACUUGCCUGUCCAAUGGGUGCUGCAGUGUAUAUGAGUAUUGUGUAUCCUGCUGCUUGCAGCCUAAUAAGCAACUUCUACUGGAACGUUUUCUGAACAGAGCAGCAGUGGCUUUCCAAAAUUUGUUUCAAGCAGUUGAAGAUCAUUUUGAGUUGUGUUUGGCCAAGUGCAGGACUUCCUCACAGAGUGUUCAGCAUGAGAAUACCUACCGCAAUCCCAUUGCCAAGUACUGUUAUGGGGAAAGUCCUCCUGAGCUUCUUCCCAUCUGAUUACAACACUUCUGUCAUCUGCAGUGCAAACUGUGAUUUCAAAAAGGAAAGAAUUUGCUGACUAUACCCACCUUCCAUCUCCAUUUGACAUCAAAAUCCAAAAGGUGUAUAUACUUGAAAACUUUGGCUGCGAGAGAAAGCUUGACAUUACCUGUAGGAACAUAACAGUGGUGUGACUAAUUUGAUGCAGAGCUGCAUAAGCCCAAAGGCAAGAGGGAGUCAGUGGUGCUCCUUCAGUACGUAAGGCUUUUCUUGACAACAAAAGAGAGCGAACUAUAUUUUAUUUUAAUGCUGAGGGUCAUGACCAGUUUUCAAAUACUAGAAGGAUACAAUGAUAACACUAAAUAUUCCUUAAAUAUUGAAACAAAUGCUGUAAUUAAAAAAAACUGAUGUUUACAUUUAAAAUAAGAUGUAUGCAGGCCUUGCAAAAUAUAAAGUUCCAUUACAAAAUUAAAAUUUGCAGGAGGGAAUUAUACUAAUCUCUCAAGUUACAUUUUGGGAGUUAAUCUAAUUUAUCAUGUGCAUUGUAAUAACACACAUUGUUUGGAGAUUAAUGGUUGGAUGCUCAGAUCAGAUCACUAUACAAAGGGUCAUACAACGGGCAACAAUAGUAGUACACCACCUACACCAACAGAUGUCCUCAGCAAUCUGUAUUUCCACAUUGUCUGGCUCAUGCAAUCCUCUGUUAUAAGAUGUUUGGUCUUAAAAUUGCUCCAUAUAUAGGGUUGCAAGUAAAAUUUAGAGAAUGUAUUCUUUUAUUGGGAAAAGCACAUUUAUGGUUUCUCCUCACAAAAUGAGACAAAAAAUAAGCUUUCGAGUCAGCAUGUUUCACAUAAAUGAAGGUUUACUUGCUGGCAUAUAGUACAUAGCACAAAAACUGGGUAUUGUUUGGCACAGUGACAGCUAUUUACAGCCUUUGCACAUACCUAGAGAAUGCAGGGGAUAUGUAAGGAUAAUGUGUAAGCCCCUCCUGCAGUUUUAAUAUAUUCCAGCCAAAUGUUCAUUAUAUUUUUUAUUUAGUCAUAAUGAAAUAAUUUGCUUGUUUGUACAUUUUAUUUAGAAUAUGUGUCUUGCUUUCCCCUUCCACAGCCAGAAACCUAUUUAUUAAGAGUAAUAGGAUUGUAUAUUUUUAACAAUUUGAUUAAAACUGUGAGUGAAGCAGUG